This is a messenger RNA of Nilaparvata lugens (brown planthopper), 2241 nucleotides long. Its product is annotated as cubilin-like. Bases 1 to 2241 code for a protein of 746 amino acids. The record is from RefSeq and is a predicted model, not a curated record. NCBI's taxonomy places the organism in Eukaryota, Metazoa, Arthropoda, Insecta, Hemiptera, Delphacidae. The transcript has 12 exons. Gene Ontology annotation, molecular function: serine-type endopeptidase activity.
AUGCCUGUGCCUGUAUGGGAGAUCUGCUAUGCUGACCUAGCCAGUGUGAAUAGCCCUGAAGAAGAGCGGUUUGUUGUGUCGAAAAUUCGCGAGUCACGUGACUAUUCAACCAACGCCAUCUACUGGCUCGGCGGUCAAAUGCAGGGACCAGACGACUGGCAUUGGGUGGACAACUCACCAAUGACUUAUACUGCGUGGCUGAAGAAACCAGGUCUAUCUUCGUCGCUAGCAUGCUUGGGUAUGCAAUGGGCGAGUACACCAACACCUCUACUGCCUAGCGGGUUAUAUUGGCAGGCACAGGAUUGCAGCUCUAUUGGUGGCUAUGUCUGCAAGAAAGAGAAUCAAGUUUCAGGCACCGGCCUCAACCUGAACGGCACCGUGAACGGGACAGAGGGCCGACUGACCUCUCCCCGCUAUCCGGCCCCCUACUUCCACAACCUGGACUACUGGGUGAACAUCUCCGCACCUGAGGCACACCGCAUCGUCAUCCAUUUCACUCGACUCGACCUUGAGGCUCAGGCCCACUGCCUCUAUGAUUUCCUGCAGCUCGGGGACGCCAAUCGACGCACGCAGCCGAAGACGCUGUGCGGUCAUUAUGAUCCAGCUCAACUUGAAAGACUGAAUUUUGUAUCGGAGAGCAACGCGGCGAGCCUCCGGUUCCACUCUGACUACUCGAUAUCGGGAGGCGGCUACUCGCUGAUGUGGCACGCCGUGGAUGUGUCAGGGUGUCCGCUGCAGACUCUCACCGCCAAGGAGGGAGUCAUCACCAGCCCCAACUACCCCCAUUUCCUGCUUGCUCAUCUCGACUGUUCCACCACCAUACUGGCUCCUGCUGGCAGGAGAGUAUGGCUGGAGAUUACAGACUUCGACAUGAGUUUGCCGGAUGCUUUGCUAGAGCUUAGCCUGGGUGGUGGUACGGAGCGAAUUCAACCCUUCAUGAGGAAAGACCUGUUAUCAGAUGGCGUUUUUUUGUCGGUUGGAGAGCGGCUUCAAAUACGCCUGAAAACUGGUGACGAACCAAAAGGAAGAGGGUUCAGAGCUGUAUACAAAACCGUGAGCAGUGUUCACGAAGGCAGAGUGCUGGACCUUGGGAAUACUACGGGUGGAACUUUGAAUUGGGUCAAUUAUCCGCUGAAUCCGCCAUCGGAAGUGGACUUCACUGACAGACUUGUUGUGCCUCUCGGGAAGAUAAUUCACCUGCAGUUCUACAACACAGAGCCCAGUUUAUGGGACGACAUGGAAGGCAAGAAGUCGUGCGCGGAUGGCAUGGGUGAAAUCGAGGUGAAAGACACGUACGCCGACCCUAGCGGCAACGGCACAUGGUGGAAGCUGUGCGAAGCUCCUGGUCACGAGGAGGUCGUGCCUCUCUCGAUCACUUCCUACCUCAACACCAUCCAAAUUCGACAAAUUAACAGCUUGGCGAGGAGUGGAUCGAAGGGAAUCAAGCUCAACGUUUCCGUUAGUGUGCAGACAGACUUGAAUUACAAGGUGAAACUGCUGCAGAGUCCAACUGACAGCGCUGUUGAAUCAUGCAGACCCAAUCCGUGUCAGAAUGGAGGAAAAUGUGCCAGCAGCUCCAACAAGAAGUCUUGUCAAUGCAUCGGACAUUUUACUGGAAUGUUCUGCGCACUGACCGUUUGCGAGCUGGAGCCUUGCCUUCACGGACGUUGUGAGUUGACCGCGACAGGCUUCACAUGUCACUGCCUGCCAGGCUACAUCGGUGAGACGUGUGACACCAAGAAGAAGCCCUGUGCUGACAAGCCUUGCGAGGGACGCGGUGAAUGUAUCCCCAGGUCCGAUACAACCUUCUACUGCAGGUGUCAUGCUUGGUGGGAAGGUCCUAGAUGUGAAAGGCGGCUCAUGAUGAGGAUACCCUACAAGCCUCUCUCAGAAAGGAUGCUGCAGGAGCCGUUUUGGCUGGGUUUGAUCACAGUUACCGUGGUGCUUGGCGUUCUCGGACUUUUCUGGUGUGCCAAGAGGCACUUCCCUGAGAAACUCGAGAAACUGCUGGCUGAGGAAGCUGACAGGAAUAGGCAUUGUCUGGGCGUGACCGGUCGCACACCCUCUGUCCGCGAGCAGCUAGGCGGCGGCGCGGGACCGCUCUACACGUCGGGUGGCCAACUAGCGGUUCCCGGCGGCGGAAGCGGCAGUCUCGCAGGAGCGUCCGGCGGAGCCGCGGGGCGACAGGCGCUCCUCGCUCGCUGUUUGGCCGCCUCGGUAUCCGCAAACCCUCCCUGUUGA